Molecule: messenger RNA, 2342 nt
Organism: Wasmannia auropunctata (little fire ant)
Lineage: Eukaryota; Metazoa; Arthropoda; Insecta; Hymenoptera; Formicidae
Product: glucose dehydrogenase [FAD, quinone]-like
Exons: 3
Coding region: 275-2203 (642 amino acids)
Molecular function (GO): oxidoreductase activity, acting on CH-OH group of donors; flavin adenine dinucleotide binding
Source: RefSeq, a predicted model, not a curated record
GCAAAUGCUUGAUUCGCACACCUCUAGUAUAUAUCUCCAUUGGUGUCGUGUGCAAUAAUACUUCUUCUACGAAAUAAUUUUUCUUACCGAGUCUUGUGUGCAAGAGCCAUGAGAAUAGACGUCUAGUAAGGAGAGACACUAAUUGCCAGCAUAUAAAGGCAAUCUAAAGCUAAUAAAAACGUAUUUUGAGGCUUUCUAGUUCUUAUUAAAUCUAUUAUCGCGUAUGCAGUGAUCAGUGUAGUAAAGAUAUUCAAAAAUCAAUUAAUAUUCAAGUAUGUUGAACAAGAUACAGAGUCUCCUUUAUAUUCUCAAUAUCAACGCGAUGAUAUUCAUCAACUCGUUAUAUGGACACCCAUGUUACAACAGUCUUCAUGACAAUAAUAGUAGCGAAUUAAAAUUAUCGAAAUUUUUAAAACUAGAUAUGAAGCACUUCUUACUGCAGACCCAACAUUAUUUAAAUCAAGAAACAGUGGACAUGACACCACAAUACGGAGACACGUUUGAUUUUAUAAUAAUUGGCGCUGGUACAGCCGGUAUUCCAACAGCAGCGAGAUUGAGCGAAAUUUCUCAGAUCAAAACGUUGCUGCUCGAAGCCGGAUCCCACGAAAAUCUUUAUAUGGACAUUCCUAUAACUGCUCCCAACCUAUUGUUGGACAAUAACAUCAAUUGGAACUACAAAACAAAAUCGUCCAACAAAUACUGUCGUGGCAUGAAUGGUAACAGAUGCGUUUGGCCAAGGGGAAAAGUAGUCGGUGGCAGCAGUACUAUAAACGGUAUGAUAGCUACUAGAGGAGGAGCUGAGGAUUACGAUCGUUGGGCAGAUAUGGGAAAUGAAGGCUGGGCAUACGAGGACAUUCACAAGUAUUUUAAAAAAUUGGAAACAAUGAAUAUUCCGGAGCUGAAGUCGGAUACUAUUUAUCAUGGUACUGACGGGCCAGUACAUAUCACUUCUCCGUCAUAUAAAACAUCAUUAGCAGAGGCCUUUCUAAAAGCUGGUAAAGAACUGCGAUACCCGAUAGUAGAUUAUAAUGGAAAAAACAUGAUAGGAUUCUCAUAUGUGCAAGCUACAAUUAUGAACGGCACUCGCAUGAGUAGCAAUAGGGCAUAUUUACAUCCCAUACGUAAUCGCGACAAUCUUCAUAUCAUUCUUCGGAGUAUGGUGACAAAAAUCCUGAUAGAUUCUAGCACGAAGCGCGCAGUGGGCGUGGAAUUUAUCAAAAAUAAUCGGACUAUACACGUAAAUGCAAGCAAAGAAGUGAUUCUGUGUGCGGGAGCCAUCGGAUCGCCGCAAUUGUUGAUGCUAUCUGGUAUCGGACCAGAGAAACACCUUACUGAGCUAGGGAUCAAAGUCAUCCAAAAUGCGCCAGUCGGCGAGAACCUCAUGGACCAUCCGGUCUUUUUUGGAUUGACGUGGACAAUAAAUGCAUCGAUAAGUUUAACAUCAUCAGAAUUGUUCAAUCCUAUUAAUCCGUAUAUGACGGAAUUUGUAAUAAAUCGUACGGGACCCUGGACGAGUCCCGGAUUUAUCGAGACGCUCGCUUUUAUCAAUACAAAACAUCCAGAUAAACACAGCGGUCUACCAGACAUCGAAUUAUUGUUUACUGGUAUUCAACCAAUAAAUUGUAUAAUCCCAACAUUGAUAAAUGUUAAAGAUCCUCUCUCUCUAUGGAUUAAAUAUGGUGACUGUCAUAGCUGGUUCACGCUGCCAAUAUUGUUGAAACCAAAAAGUCGUGGUAGGAUAACUUUGUUGGCUAAUGACGUCAACGUUAAACCAGAGAUCGUACCAAACUAUUUUGAUGAUCCAAACGACGUUAAAACGAUGAUCGCCGGUAUUAGAACUGCGUUAAAAAUUGGUCAAACAAAGACAAUGCAGAAGUUCGACUCUCAGUUAUUAAACAUUACUCACACGGAAUGCAAAAAUGACGAGUAUGAUUCUGAUGCUUAUUGGGAAUGCAUGAUAAGAAUACAGUCUUCCACAAUCUUUCACCCUUCCGGCACUUGUAAAAUGGGACCACGUGGCGACCCAACUGCUGUCGUCGAUCCCAGAUUAAAGGUGAUUGGUAUUUCAAGGUUACGUGUAGUAGAUGCGUCCAUCAUGCCCGAAAUUAUAUCGGCGCACCUAAGCAUACCUGUUUAUAUGAUUGCCGAGAAAGCAGCAGAUAUGAUCAAAGAAGAUUGGGGAUACUUGGAGAAGUUACGAUAGUAAAGUAUAUUUUAUUAGCAUUUUACUAUUAGACAACAAUAUAAACGCAUAAAUUCCAUGUAUUAUUUGGGAUAUAUUUUUCGAAAAAUUCUAUUUAAGAAAAAGAAAAAUUAUUAAAAAAAGAAAUUUUAAUUGUUUG